Bolinopsis microptera is the source of this 1031-nucleotide messenger RNA. RefSeq lists its product as uncharacterized. The record is from RefSeq and is a predicted model, not a curated record. The transcript is spliced from 6 exons. Bases 21 to 890 code for a protein of 289 amino acids. Lineage: Eukaryota; Metazoa; Ctenophora; Tentaculata; Lobata; Bolinopsidae. Gene Ontology annotation, cellular component: aminoacyl-tRNA synthetase multienzyme complex.
AUAACAAAUAAUUUGAGGAUAUGUAUGCCACGCCCAAGGUCUACGACGAUAUAUUAGUCGCAGAGUCUAAGAUCUCAAUGUACAAAGUGGCCCCAGUUUAUGACGACAUCUCCUUGCCUGAUAAGGAGGAUGGUAUGUGGGUCCAGGAUCUGGAGGCAAGACAGGACAAGUGUCUCAGUGAGCUGGAGCUCUUCCAACAGAGACUUAACAAGAUAGAGGCUGAUUGCUGUGGAGUGAAGGCUGCAGAGAACACCUCUAAAUUUGACCUGGUUGUAGGGUGCAGUGUGGGAUCACCUGCUGUGUACAUGACUGCUAUCAUGGCUCGCAAAGUCAACUGUCUUAUCAAGGUGUUCUCACAUUCGACUAACACAAAAGAAGUAGACAGCAGCAUCACAAACAAGUUACUGCGUGUCAACAAAGGAGAGACAGAUUACUGUGGCAUCAACCUCAUUUACAAAGAUACUUCCUCUCCCUACUUCAUGGCAUGUCCAGGUCGUCAGGUAGCAGUCAGCGGACUAAGCAAUAUUCUGCGUUUCGUGGCUCGAGAGAGGAAAUACUCCAGUUUAUACGAUGAACAAGACCUUCUGAAUGCGGCCCUUAUUGAUGAGAUUCUCUCUGUCGUGGACUCACUUGAGCGGGUGAACGUGUCGGCUUCUGAAAUAGGAACGAUCCUCAACACCCUCGCUAGCUACCUCAAAUCCUCUUCUUAUCUAGCCGGAGAUGCGCUCUCUAUAGCGGAUAUCGCCCUGUGUUGUCACCUCACCGCUAUGGACUCUAAACUCAUCCCCAAUUCUCUUCGUACUUAUCUUAGUGACACAGUGAAGGGUAAUUACGAGAUGAAGGUCCUUAAAGCCUUCCUCAACUGGACUCCUGCUGGUUUAGUGGUUUAAUGAGACGGGUUUUUAUUAUACAUUUUAGUGUUCAUGUCUUCUUUGGGAGUUUUAUUAUUUAUAUGUUUAACUGUAGUUUAUUGGAUUAUUUAUAAGGUUUUAAAUCUCCUAGGAAUUCAUCAGCAUUCCUGAAUAGUUUAA